Molecule: messenger RNA, 4797 nt
Organism: Chelmon rostratus (copperband butterflyfish)
Lineage: Eukaryota; Metazoa; Chordata; Actinopteri; Chaetodontiformes; Chaetodontidae
Product: SH3 domain-containing protein 19-like
Exons: 17
Coding region: 350-3805 (1151 amino acids)
Biological process (GO): protein transport to vacuole involved in ubiquitin-dependent protein catabolic process via the multivesicular body sorting pathway
Cellular component (GO): ESCRT-0 complex
Molecular function (GO): protein binding
Source: RefSeq, a predicted model, not a curated record
GGGAGACAGGGGAGCCCGGAGUAAGUCUUCAACCGAAACCCAACACAGCGACAGUUAUUGUCCUGAAAUAACAGCAGGAUUUAGACAGUUUGACGCGGCAGAAGCUGCUGAACACCGAGCCGAACUGUUUAGCUAACCCGGGAAGGCGUUUCGGGCUAGAAAGUUGACGGUGUUUAGGUGAACUUGUCCCGAGUUGUUGUGGUGGAUGUUAGCGACGACAAAACAGGACGAGGAAUAAUGCUGGUGCCGCCGGCGUCUGUGUUUUGACCCAGCUCCAGUUUCCCCAGACGCACGGGAGAAGGAAAAGAAAGGGUAAAGAAGGAGAGAAAGCGGGACGGACGGAGGAGAAAUGGCCGAAGCACGGUCCGAAGAAGAGGAGGAAAACAUAAUGAGGGACACCCGGGAACAAGUGGUCCGACGACAGCCGAACAGCUCCGGAGGUCGUCCUGACAGGCGUAAGCCAGAGCAUCGUCACAGCCAGGGUCCUCUCUCAUCCAUCAGAGCAGCCAUCAAGAGAACCUCCACCAGGUCGACAUCUCUCUCUGAGUCGUCCCGAGACAGAGAGCGGGACAGAGAGCGAGACAGGGACAGGGACAGAGACAGAGACAGAGACAGGGACAGGAGGCGGCCAGAGAUCACCAUCCUGUCAGCAGAACCGCUGGCCUCCACAUCCUGGUUUCCUGGAGCUUCUGGAGGAUUCCCACCUCCGCCUCCUCCUGCUGCACAGAUCUGGGGCCCCACAAUCCCUCCGUCCAUACAGCCUCCUCCUUCCUAUGAGGAGGUGAUCAGGGAGAAGACACAGGAGCAGGGUCUUCUACCCUCUUCCUCCUCCUCUUCCUCAUCACGUCCAGCUUCUACAAUAACAAUCGCCACGCAGACUGACCCAGGAUCUGCCCCCGAUCCCCCAGACUCACAGGUGAGAGGACCGGUGAGACCGCCACGGCCGCCUCUCCCUUACCCUCCCAAACCGUCUCAUGUUGAUGAUGUCACCAUCAUUGCCAGCCAAUCAACACUAACCUCUCUUGACAGUGAGAGAGCAGUAGCAAACACACACCCUGAGACGGUCACACACACCGCUGCCCACGCACCGUGCUGUGACCUGCUCACUGAACUUUGCUCACCUUUGGCCUCAACCUGCGGUGCUCAAACUGACCAAUGGGAUCGGUCUUCUGCAGCUGUUGACGUGGCAGCUCCUGCUACCACUUCCUCUCACGUCCUGUUGGAGCGGCCCAGGCCACGUCCCCGUUCCAGGCUCAGUGUACAGCCAAUCAGCAGCGAGGUCAAAGUUCAGACUUUGGUGAAACUGCGCGAGGACGGUUUGGCUACGCUAGCUUCCCGUGCAGGAGCUGACAGCGCAAACCAGGGAGCGAAUCAGGGGAAGUACCUUCAAGAGCUGCUCGAGGCCUUCAGCGCAGACGACUGGGGCUUCCCUGAUCGCCGCAGCGACAGCAGUGGCCACAGCCAAUCAGAAAGUGAGGAGGGAGACGGGGAAGAGGACGAGGAGGACAUGGCAACUCUGAAAGCGAGGAUACAAGCCUUUGAACAGCAGCAGCAGGUGGCCGAUGGGAGCUGUGGAGACAGUAACAACAGAGAUUUUGUUGCUACAAAGAGACCUGAACCCCGGCCACGCCCUCGUCUCCAGGGGCAACCGGCCAAAUCUGCCCCCCCCACUGUUGCUCCAAAACCCAAAAACCUUUCACAUGCCCCCAAACCAUCUACCAAGGUAUUCUGGGAAGAUGCUGGUUUGACAGCCGAGGCAGCAGACUCAGGUAGCACUGAGGCUUUGAGAACAACUGAGAGUCCGUCCCCAGAAAACCCUAAACCUCAAACCGCUACCGAAACAACACCUUCUUGUCCUGCGAAAUCUGCUCCAGCUUUGGCACCCCAUCCCUGCAAAAGCACUGAAAAACCCUCAGUAACACCCAAACCGCAGUUUGCCCCAGAAACCCUCCAGUCUAGUACCCCUUCCCCUGCUUCUGCCCCUGUCCCGGCCCCUAGGCCCCCUCCACCCAAACUCACCCCCUCUGUCAGUGAGACUCCCUCCUUGGCAAACCCCAAACCUCCACCCAGACCUGCAGUCGCCCCCAGGGCCAGUGUAGGAGCUCCACACCAGGAUAAGAGCACCGCAGCCGGGCGCACCACCCCAACUAUGCCCCCAAGACCCUCUGUGGAGGUCAGCAGCGGGGGCCAACAGACAGAGACUCCGGCUGGAAGUGAUGAGACGCACGACCCUGCGAACCCAACUGUGAAAGCAGGAAGUUGUCGUCCAGGCGUCCCGACCAAGCCAGCGGCACUGACCUCACCACGCAGAGCCAGCGCUCCAAAUCUGGCCCCCAAACCCACUGGAGGCUCACCAAAGCCUCCUGAUCCAAACCCAGUCCCACCCAAACCUACAACUGCUGCCCCGGCCACAGCCCCCAAACCUUCAGGGCCAACCCCAGUUCUAAAACCCUCAGCUCCAGCCCCAGCUCCAGCCCCAGCUCCAGCUCCAGCCCUGAGGAAAGCCCCUGUGAUCCAGACCAAACCAGAAACUACCUGCCCUGCAAACCCGAGCUCCUCAGAGCCUCCACUCCCUCCACGGCCAUCAAGUGUGAAACUCCUCCCCCUUCGUCCUCCACCAAUGAAAUCCACCCCUGGACGGCCGCCUCCUCCAGCCAUCACCUCUGCUUCCUCGGCCAACCAGAUGACUCUUCCUUCCAAACCGAGCCCCGCCCCCUCAGUUUCCCCAGCCAGUCAGUCUUCACCCUCACAAACCACUUCUUCUGUAUCAGCCAAUCAGAUGCAGGCGCAAAGGGCACCAAAGAGAGGACCACCUCUGCCCCCCCGCCCUAAACCUGGACACCCUCUCUAUAACAGCUAUGUGAAACAGGAAGUGCUGAUCGUCCUGGACGACCCGAGUCCCUCAGAGCAUCUAUCAGAUGAAGGGCAGAGUCAGCCCACUGUCACUCCACUCAUCAACCCGUCACAGUGUCUCCUGGACCUGUACACCCAACCUGAGCCUGGUCCAGAUCAGGACAGCCAAUCAAAACCUGCCUUGGAGGGCCUCAGCCUAUCAGACUCCCAGUCCAUUCUGCCUGUGCAGCCUCCUGAGCUGAAAGAACAGCCGGACCCUCCCCCUGUCAGCGGCCCUCGGUGCGUCGCCUUGUUUGAUUACGAGGGAGAGGAGGAUGACGAGCUCACCUUCUCCCAGGGUGAUGUCAUCGCCCUCCUCGAGCUCAUCGGGCAAGAGUGGGGGCGGGGCCAGAUCCACGGGCGAAUCGGGAUAUUCCCCCUGAACUUCACCGAGGUGGUGGAGCCGCCCCCACGGCCGGCGUCGUCGCCAGGGGAAACGCCAAAGCCAACAGAUGCCACAGUGACAGAAAGUAGCGCACCAAAGACCUCGCAGGACCCGGACUCAGAGUUUCAGGUCGUAUGUCCGUCUGUGCGUGUGCAGGCGAAGGAGUGGGCUGUGGCUCUGUUUGACUUCCCUGGUCAGACUGCAGAGGACCUGUCCUUCCACAAGGGGGCGCUGAUCCACGUGAUUGAGCACAUCGAUGCUGAGUGGAGGAGAGGAAGACUGGAGGGGAAGGAGGGGCUCUACCCUGCUGCCUUCACACAGUCCUGCCAGGCUCAGCCAAUGGCAGACCAGCAGUCAGCGGUUAAAGGCAUGGCCAAGUUUGACUUCACAGCAGAGAGCGAGGAUGAACUCACGCUAAAGGUUGGUGACAUCAUCACGCAGGUGGAGUCUGUGGAUGAGCAGUGGAUUCUGGGAGUUGUGGGCGGGAAGCGUGGGAUUGUGCCUAAAAACUACAUUUCUCUUCUCUGAUGAGGAAAUCUUGAAACAGCCAAUAGGAAAAGCUAGAAAAUAACUCUGUUAGCGGGUUGGUUGGUUUUGAACUGGUCACGCCCCCCAUCUGAAACCGCUACAGAGAGUUUCCUGUUCGCUGCGUUCGCGUGGACACAAACGUGAAUUCUGGUCCAGUGUUUCAGUGUUUUUCCAAAAACGUUUCCGUUUUUAAUGAAGCAGAAGCAGCUCCGUUUUUAUUGGACGCUAACUGGGAGAAACUCUGAGCUGUGAUUGGAUCGUCUCUUUGCUCGACAACCCUGUCCUAACGUCACCCCGGCAACUGAGGACUCGCUGUGCUCACCGUGACCACCCAGAAGGGGAGGGGCCUGUGCUGCCUCAAUGACGCCUCAAAACUGAUAUUACGCCGCUGAUUUUCGCCUCAGUGUCGUCCUGUCGGCUCGAUUCCUUCCUCUGGUCUCCGAUAGACUCGACGUCCCACCUGGACUGGACUUGACUUUCCUCUCUCACUGAUCCUGUUUGGUCUUCAGUCCUGACCGGCCAGAGGACUCCAAAAGUCGACCCUGAAGCUCCUAAAGCUCAACUGUUUUAGCCCUGCAUUAGUGUCAAAUGAUGAUGGGAGAUGAAAUCAUUUGGGUUUUAUUUAUUUUAAAAUGUGUCAGAGGACAGAUUCUCAAAACCAGAGGCUGAACUUUAGAGAGGAGGACUGAUUCACUUUAACUAACGAAUAGAAACUGAAUAAUGUGGAGCUUUAAGCUGGUCGGCCGCUGGGCCGGGUUUUUAGGAGCGAGGCAGGAAGUGGAGUGAGAGCGGUCGGUCGUCAGCUGACAGGAAGCGUCAGCUGUGGCGUGUUGUUGUUGUGCGACUCGUGCGAGGCCUGACCCUCCUAAAUGCUUUUAACUCGUAGGACUCAGUGAUCUGAGGGCCAAAAAUUGUCACUUUUAAGAACGUAAACUCUACGACUUUGUCAGUUGAAUUAAAAUUAACUGUCAGAAUGUUUCCUUUAUGACACU